AUUCUUGAUACUUCUUUUUCAAUAUACAAUGCCUCGCGAUAUGUCUCUUCUCACCACACCAGUAACAAACAAUUUCUCUCUGGGUUGCUGCACUUGCUUAACUAAUACCUCAAUUAACUUAUCCUUCUUGUCAGAGAUUACCAGAGCUUCAUGCGUGUAG
This is a messenger RNA of Dentiscutata heterogama, 160 nucleotides long. The record is from the annotation of a GenBank genome assembly. NCBI's taxonomy places the organism in Eukaryota, Fungi, Glomeromycota, Glomeromycetes, Diversisporales, Gigasporaceae.